UAAGACAACAGAUAUUGAUAUCCUUCUUUCAGCUGAUGGAGUGAGAAAAUCAAACGAAAUUUGUGAUCAAAGGGCUGGUUCUGGCUGAGCAAUCCAGUUUACUUCCCAUCUCCUGCCGGAGCAACAACUCUUUUCAGUUAAGUUAGGCUUUGUAGUUUGUUUUUUCAUUUUCUCCUUCUGAUACUUCUUAAAAUGAGGACUAGCUAGCCAGUUGCAUCCUUUAAAGGGAUUUCAUGGUUGUGGGGCAAUCUUUUUGUGCCCAGUUUGGAGCUUUUUGUGAAGAAUUGCCAACCCAUCCUGAAAUGUAUUGCUCUUUCUUGAGUCCCUUAUUUUUAAAAAUAAUUUUGGCAUAAAAUGUCAGAUCACGGCAGUUUUGCUGGGUGUCCCUCCUCCCAGGAGUCAAAUACCAUGUACCAUGUGAUUUUGUUGUGUUCAACUGUACUGCAGCGUAAUAUCUUAAAUUGCACAUAGUGGGUGAACAAGGGCAGGAUUUCAUUUCAACUUGUAUGUUUUGUAAAUUUGUUGUCAAAAGACAACACAGCAAAGUCAUAGGAAUUAUGUAACUUGUUAGUCUAAACAAAAAAAAAAGUGUCUCACUAGUUUUCAGGACUCCAGAUGAGUUCAUAGAGUUCUGGAAAAAUAUUCCUGGGAGUAGGAGGAAGGUUGCAUAUAUGGAUCAUCAGAUACUUACUCUGCUUUUUUUGUUCCAAUGGAUUGAUUUUUCCCAUUAAAUGUUGCCCAUUAGAACAGCUAGUUUUCUGAAGUGUGGCAGGAUGCUAAUGUUUGUCAGGAAGAAUUAAGUCUCCAAACCCUACUGCGCUGUCUCAAGCCACAGGGGUAGAAGAGCAUGCCUAAAGCAUUUGUGCCUUCCCCACAGGUCCAGGCAUACAUAAAGACUGGCUGUAGUCCUAUUGGUUCUAGAUUUAGUGUGCUCAGAGCUACCAUGGGGAUAUCUCUGCACAACACUUACUUAAGGCACUGCACUGCAGUGGCCUGCACUGCCCCUGGGGUAGGGAAGGGGAAGUUGGAGGGAGGGGGAGCCUGGAGACCCUGACUGCUUCUGCAGCUGGAACAAUUGGUGCAGUGGCAGUUGACUGGGAGCCACAAUUUAACCUCUCACAGGUCCUUGGGCUGUGAGUUGGACAGCCCUGACCCAGAUCAAAACAUCAAUAGGAAAAUCUUGCACAGUAACUUCACUUUUGUGACCAGGUCACGUAGAAGUUUCACAAUACCAUUCCAUCUCAGGAUUCUUAUGCUGUUGCAUGACGUCGCCUCAUCUGUCUCAACACCUUUCCUGCUGUUUCCCUUGAGUUCUUAAUUUUCCAUCUCCUGUUUUCACCUUUUCUUAGAUAAAUCUUGUUUGGCCAGCCAAAGCAAAACUAACCUUGAUACACUGCUGUGCCCAGAGACGCAAAAGGAUCAGCCAAAGAAACUAAGACUGAUCCUCCUCUCUCCCCCCCCCCCCCCCCCCCCAAGGGCAUUUGAUACAAUUUGAGAAGUCUUUCUGCAAAUUUUUUUACCUUUAAGAUGUUCCAUGCAGGUUCAUAGAAGUAGUAGGGAAGUUUGUGUUAAGUGUAGGUUUCCCUGGGCUUUCAUUAAAAGUUGUACAAAAAUCUUGUUGGUCUAAUAAAAGAAAUCAUCUCUACUACAAGUCCCGAGUACAUAUUUUAAUUGUUUUUUCCUAGCAUUGAUGUUUUGUGGCAGACAGACAAAAUCUAUUUAAAAAAAAAAAAAAAAAAAAAGUCCUCUCUGUUAGCUGGCUCCUGGAAUACAAACGAAACCAAGCCCCUUGGUUAUACCAAGGUGGUAUACCCAGCUACUAUUACUUUCUCAACUACUGUGACACAUCAAUGGAAAUGUGAAACUUAUGACAUCUAGAGUAGCUUCUCUGAUCCUCGCAACACUUCUUGAUGACUCCAGCACAGUCAGUUUCCCUCUAGUCAACACACUAGGGAAUUAAUCCACGUUUGUAAUGGCACAGACACAGAGCUAAUUUUCUGCCAUAGGAGUCAACAUAGCAGCCACCUGGGAGGGGGGAGAAGGGCAUCAUGUUCGUACUUGGUCCUCUCUGCAUAAGCAGCCAAAAAGGCUUUGUCUUAUAUACAGAAUCUUCCUUGAAGCUGGGCUUCCAUGCUCACUAAAACUAUUAUUCUUUCAUUGCAUCUACCUGAAUCCAAGACAACUUUGAAUUUAAGAUGACCCCUCCCAUGCCCCACUCCCCAAUAACUAGCUUUUUUAUAUAUGAAAAAAGGCUGCCAGGAGGAGGUGGAGUGGGGGCAUGCAGCUAUUGUGGCUCUGACUCUGGCCCUGACCCAGGCUUGGGGCUGGAGUCAGAGCAGCUUGUGCCCCCCUAUCCCCUGACCUUGUACUCAAAUCCAAGGUGAGGAGAUUUCCCCCUCUGUGCCAGGGGGAUGGGGACCCUUGUCUUGAAUUUGAGUAAAUACAGUAGUACUAUUCUGGCUCCUACUAAGAUAUAAUACCCAUUACAUAUUUUAAAGCUUUCUGUGACUUGUUAACAGUCUUUCACUAUUUUUCACUUACCUCAAAAGUGCUUUAGAAGAGACAGGAUUGAAUUGUACAACAAAACCUAUAAGUAAGGAACUGGUAGCAAGAUAAUCUUUUGGGCUCUGAUUUACUAUGAUUACUUUGUGUUUUGGUUUUCCCCACUGUGCAUGUGCGUGCGUAUGUGUGUGCACUGUUGUUGCCAGGGAAAAUCUUUGAACUGGAUUGCUCAGCUGGAAGGCCAGUGCCACUAAAUUUUUUUUUUUUUUGUUCUCCUAUCUCCAAUUGUUGGUGGGAGGAUAGAAUAUCUACUGUCUAGACUGGCACCUUGUACUGCCACUACUACCUUUCCCAUUCCUAAGAAUUAAAUGAAAGCAGAUAAGAAGGAUGCUACAGUUAUCCCCCACCUUAUGGCACUGCUCAGUAGGUCUCGAUAUACACAAGAAUACAUAUGUCAGAUCUUCUCACAUUGCUGCAAACUCCGACACUGGCAUAGCUGCGGCUUUAAAUCAUCGCCUCAGCCACUUCUAUGUGCCAAUGGGCCAGAUCAUCAGACAAUCUUAUUUAACCAUGGAGCAGUUCAGAAUAUUGCUCAUCUCUUAGUCUCCACCUCUUACAAAGUUCAAAUGCAAGCAUUGAAAUGCUUCUCAGUCCUAGCCUUUGAAAAUCCCCAAGUAUCAAUGACUCUUGUAAAUGUGUUGGUUGAUGGAGAAUUGUUACCACAGAUUUUUGUGAAGAUGUUACAAAGGGACAAGCCUAUUGAAAUGCAGCUCACAUCAGCCAAAUGCCUUACUUACAUGUGCAGAGCUGGAGCAAUCCGGACAGAUGACAACUGCAUUGUGUUAAAGACACUGCCAUGUUUGGUCCGAAUGUGCAGCAAGGAGAGAUUGCUGGAGGAACGAGUAGAAGGAGCAGAAACACUUGCCUACUUGAUUGAAACAGAUGUUGAGCUCCAGAGAAUCGCCAGCAUUACUGACCACCUUAUUGCAAUGCUUGCUGACUACUUUAAGUACCCUAGCUCAGUCAGUGCAAUCACCGAUAUCAAAAGGCUUGACCAUGACUUAAAGCAUGCUCAUGAACUGCGCCAGGCUGCAUUCAAGCUCUAUGCUUCCCUUGGAGCGAAUGAUGAAGACAUUCGGAAGAAGAUCAUUGAGACAGAAAAUAUGAUGGACCGAAUUGUGAAUGGCUUGUCUGAGUCUAGCAUCAAGGUGCGAUUAGCUGCAGUCAGAUGUUUGCACAGUCUGUCACGGUCAGUGCAGCAGCUCCGAACAAGCUUCCAGGAUCAUGCUGUAUGGAAACCCUUAAUGAAGGUCUUACAGAAUGCUCCAGAUGAAAUCCUGGUAGUAGCAUCUUCCACACUAUGCAAUCUCCUCCUAGAAUUCUCCCCAAGCAAAGAGCCUAUAUUAGAAUCGGGAGCUGUAGAACUUUUAUGUAGUUUAACCCAGAGUGAAAACCUUGCCUUGCGCGUGAAUGGCAUUUGGGCUUUAAUGAAUAUGGCAUUUCAGGCAGAACAGAAGAUCAAGUCAGACAUCUUACGAGGUUUGAGUACAGAACAGCUGUUUCAGUUACUCUCCGAUUCAGAUGUAAACGUGCUAAUGAAAACUUUGGGACUGCUCAGAAAUCUUCUGUCUACUCGCCCACACAUAGACCAUAUAAUGAGCAGUCAUGGAAAGCAGAUCAUGCAGGCAGUUACCCUCAUUCUGGAAGGGGAGCACAAUAUAGAAGUCAAGGAACAGACAUUAUGUAUCCUUGCCAACAUAGCAGAUGGAACAACAGCAAAAGAACUCAUUAUGACCAACGAUGACAUCUUGCAGAAAAUAAAGUAUUAUAUGAGUCAUUCAAAUGCUAAACUUCAGCUUGCUGCCAUGUUUUGCAUAUCUAACCUCGUCUGGAAUGAAGAAGAAGGUUCACAGGAACGCCAAGAUAAACUACGAGAUAUGGGAAUAGUAGAUAUUCUACACAAAUUAAGUCAGUCAUCAGAUCCAAAUCUGUGUGACAAGGCGAAGACAGCACUCCAGCAGUAUCUUGCAUGAUCAAAGAUGAAGUGAAUCUUUGGACACCCCUCACAUCUAUUUAAGGAAUAACAGGAAAUAGCCUCACCUGAUUCCUUAUAUUUGCACAAGUCACCUUGGGCUGCAUUUUUCUCAGGUGCAGGGAGCUGCUUUGCAGAAACAAUUUAGAUGAUCAGGUCUCCAGUGCACUUGAGAACUUUCUUGAGGUAGUUCCUUUACUCAGAGGACUGUUGUGAGUUGGUUGUUUUUUUUGGUUUGGUUUGUUCAUUUUUUUUUCUGAGCUACCUGGACUCUCAAAUGGAACAAUCAAGCAUCAUUUUCCUUUGGGCCUACGAUUUUCUGCUUUUGCUGCAGCCUGCAUGUGUGGGUGUGUGGGUGGGUGUGUGUCUGUGUGUGAGUGUGAUACCUCAGAAUUUUGUUUUCAUUUCUUUGUGUGAAAAUCUUUUUCUACAGAUUUUCAAGGGUUAACCAUUGUUUGCUGUAUGAAUACUUUAACAAAUUAUAUACAGUUUGAAUGAAAUGUUAUUUAAAAAAGACAAACUGUUGUAUCCCAUAAAAUUUAUUUUGAAUUUUGAACAGAUGAAUGUUUUUAAGUAAAAUAUAUGCAUUUCUGAACCUCAGCUUAACUUACAUUAUACUUCCUUUUUUUUUAAAGAGGAGAGUAGAGGGAAACAAUAGCCCCAGGUAACAGGCAGCACGUUCUGUGCUAUGAGAAUUUGAGAGCUAGCAUCUUACUGCCAUAUCUGGUCAGCUGGUACUGAUGUCUCUUUCAGCUCUAUAGAAUGGAUCGGCAGGAUUGCUUUGCAUUUCCUUGCAUUUUUAGGAGACAAGGUUGGACUUGUUCACAUGUUGUAGGACUGUUAUAUUGACCUUCUGCCAAAAAGACACAGAUGGCUGCAGUAUCAACACUUGGAGGAAUUAGCCUACGGCUGUGAAAUCCAAGGUCUCUUUCAGAUCAUUUCUAAAGGAUUGGCUUGUCUUAAUGACAAGGAAUACCAGGUGAUUACCAUGAUCAAGACAGAGCAAAGAGGUAGCACAUUGCAAGAACUGGACAUUCAAGAGCCCAAAAGGAAUCUGGCAUGUUAUGUUUAAGAGACUUGUUUUAUCAUAACAUCGUGUACCUCCAGAUAGCUUCAGUGACUGAUGGCAUACUUCCUGGUAAGGUUAUCUGGAUGUAGUAGGUUGGGGAAUGGAAUCCUUAUUAAAACUCUUUCUCAGUGAUAUUGCUACAGUAAUGGCAGUAGAGAGAACCCUAGGAAUUCUGAUUCGUACACAGGGAUGAUACAUGCCAGGCUUUACUGCAUUUAAAGGAGCAGAUUAUCAAAAUCUGCUCUUCGUUCAAAUAGUGCACAUAAUUGUGAAGAAAAAUUAUACCUGCAAAUAUUUGCACCCACACAAUUAUGAGCACAAAAAAAUGGAAACCCUUUCAGGUCAGACUGUAAAUCAGAUCUCAACUCUUAGCUGGAUCAAGCUUUAGAAAUCAAAUGUAUGCAGAAAGAAGUGAGUACGGCAAGAAGCAGUCCCUAACAGCAACUAAGGGUUGUUGCUUUCUUCCUCAAAUAUGCCUUCCAUCUACUUUCUAGUUUUCAGUUUAGGAUACAAUUUCAGUGGAGGAAGAAAUCCCCAAGCACUGUCUGCCUGCCACUAACAGGUAAAACUGAAGACUGUAACUCUAUCUUCAAAAGGAACAUAAAUACACUCCAUCAGAAGUUUGAGCAUCGGGUAAACUCCUGCAAGAGGUCAGGUCUGUAACUUCACUAAUUGAAUGAUUCAGCCUUUUUAUUUUUAGUCAUUGAUGGUCAAAUUGUGAUUGCCUUACUCAUGUGAGUAGCCCCAUUAGUUUCGAGGGAGCUAGUUGUGUGAGAAAAGGUGACCAUGCUUUGUCCUAGCGUUUGAAUGUGUUAUGUACUGGAGAACUGUUACCAUUUGGAUGCAAAAGCAAAUGCAAUUUUAUAUAAGUUUAAUGUAAACUUUUUCCACUCUGAAAGUCAAAUAAAAGUGAGCACCUGACACUUUUUUUUUCCCCAAUUCAUGUAUGGAAAUCAGUGAUUAGCCAUUUCUUAAUAGCAUUUUUACAAGCUUGUUGGUAACAGACUUCCAGGUCUGUGCAGAGAGGAAAGUAUAAAUAUGUGAGAGAACCUGAUAAAUAUUUAGUACCUCUGAAACAGAGCCUUAUUUAAUAAACCAUAGCUUUGGGAGCACUCCAUAAGAAUUCUUCCUUGGCUAAGCAUUGUAAAUAUAGAACUACAAACUUGGGAUCAGUUUUAAGAGAAGCCCGAGCCUGGCCUCUGAAUUUGCACUCCUGAUAAUUUGUGCACAGACUUCUGGGUGCUCAUGUUCUUGCCCCCUCUCCUUUUCUAAAAGCAAUUUUGAAUUCAAGUGUACAAUCAUCUGGGUACAUAAAAACAGGUGCAAGUUUAGUUGUGCAUGUUUAACUUUUGUUUUGUUUUUUCCUCUUUUUUCUUUAAGUGGGGCCCUUGAAGGUACCAGAAAAAAAAUAAAAAUAAAAAUAAAUGCUCAGACAAUCUGGAUACUUCAUGGAAAAAGGCAGCGUUUUCCAAAUUUCAAGUUGAUAGGCCAAAUGGCCGUGGAAUAACAUUUUUACACUCAGUUAAGCUUUGUGAAUACUUUUGGAUGUUGCUAGAGGUAUGUACAAAUAGAAAAAAUAAAUACUGUAAAUAAAAAAAGUACUUUACCAGAA
Messenger RNA from Alligator mississippiensis (American alligator), 7215 nucleotides. RefSeq names its product armadillo repeat containing 8 (gene ARMC8). Gene Ontology annotation, biological process: proteasome-mediated ubiquitin-dependent protein catabolic process. The transcript has 19 exons. Gene Ontology annotation, molecular function: protein binding. The record is from RefSeq and is a predicted model, not a curated record. Gene Ontology annotation, cellular component: GID complex. NCBI's taxonomy places the organism in Eukaryota, Metazoa, Chordata, Crocodylia, Alligatoridae. The coding region runs from base 2871 to 4535 and encodes 554 amino acids.